Messenger RNA from Eupeodes corollae, 4527 nucleotides. RefSeq names its product embryonic polarity protein dorsal-like. Bases 1026 to 3995 code for a protein of 989 amino acids. Gene Ontology annotation, molecular function: DNA-binding transcription factor activity; DNA binding. Lineage: Eukaryota; Metazoa; Arthropoda; Insecta; Diptera; Syrphidae. The record is from RefSeq and is a predicted model, not a curated record. Gene Ontology annotation, biological process: cellular response to stress; inflammatory response; non-canonical NF-kappaB signal transduction. The transcript has 6 exons. Gene Ontology annotation, cellular component: cytoplasm.
GUUGCUACUGCUAACGGCAACCACUAUCGCCAUUAAAUUUCAAUAAUAAAGUUCCAAUUAUUGUAGAUAAGAUUAAAAAUACCAAUUGGUUUUUGUUUCACAUAUAAUAUUUAAGUCAAAGCCAAAGCCCACAAUCAAAUCCCGCACUAAUAUCAGUUGUUAUAAAUCAUUGAUUCAUAUUGAUUAAAUUUUUGGUAGUUACUCUGCAAAUUCGACGGUUUAUAGUUAAUGGUUUUUCCUUGAUCUUCUUGUCGUCGUUUUUUCAGAAUAGUGUAAUUUUGAAAAGAGAAGUUUUUAAUCAAGUUCAAAAAUCCUUCCUUUUUUUCAAAGUGAUCUUGCAUUUAUGGUUGUCUUCGUCUUCGAAUCCGGGAAACGUCAAAGAAAAUACGGGCUUUCCACUUCUAGUGUUUGUCAUAUAUCAGCAUGUGUGAUUGCGCGAGAGAGUUUUGUAAGUGAAAAUCUUGAAAUAAAAAAAAAUUAAGAAAGCUCGCUCUUCGCGUCUUCGAUAUCACUUUAAUUAUUAUUUUAUUGAAUAAUUAUUAAUCGUUGCAGCUUUUCACGGUCUUUUUGUAACCGGUUUUCUGAUGUGUCUUUUAGUUUUUCCGAUGUUCGUUUUGUCGUAUUGUUUUGACUCACGUUGUCAGUUUAAUUGUUUGUGAUAAUUUUGAAAUUUCAAAUCGUUUUCGUUUCGCUUUCGAUGGUGUUGAAAAUAUUGUGAGUUAAGCUCUUAUAUUUCUCUUGUUUAAUUUAUGAUUUAAUUCUAAUAAAAAUAACAAAACGAAAUUCCAUAGAAAUUUCAUAUUGUUUGUUUUUGUCUUUGAGUGUAUUGAAAAAAAACGUAAUUCUUAUUUUUGAGCGUCAAAAAGUGAAUAUCAAAUAAUCAAACGUAUUAAAUUAAUCACAUAUUAAAUAAUUUAAACAAAAACAAAAAACACGAAUUAACCUUUGGAUUUUAAUUGAGGAUUGAUUUUGAUGGUAAUCAGCAUUCGGAAAUUCAAUUGAGUGACGUCAUUGCCGUUCUCGAAAUGCUAGAAAAUAACGACGGUAUUAACGGAACAAUGGGUGGACCUGGGGUCCAAAAUAUUGAUCCCAAUCAACCUUCAACAUCUAAUUUUAAUGGCAAUGGUUUAAUACAGCAACAGCAGCAACAACAACAACCACAGCAACAACAACAAUCCGCUCAACAACAACAGCAACAGCCAAAUAAUAAAAAAUUAAAAAGAACUGCUUAUGUCAAAAUCACAGAACAACCAGCUUGGAAAGCGUUACGGUUCCGUUAUGAAUGUGAAGGAAGAUCGGCUGGAUCGAUACCAGGAGUUAAUAGCACACCGGAAAAUAAAACGUUUCCCACCAUUGAAAUUGUUGGUUAUAAAGGACGAGCGGUGGUUGUUGUGUCAUGUGUAACGAAGGAUCAACCAUAUAGACCACAUCCUCAUAAUUUAGUUGGUAAAGAAGGCUGUAAAAAAGGAGUUUGCACACUGGAAAUAAAUAGCGAAACCAUGAGAGCAGUAUUUAGUAAUUUAGGAAUUCAAUGUGUAAAAAAGCGAGAUAUCGAAGCAGCUUUAAUCGCUCGUGAAGAUAUUCGAGUGGAUCCUUUCAAAACUGGAUUUUCACAUAAAAAUCAACCAGGAAAUAUAGAUUUAAAUGCAGUUCGAUUAUGUUUUCAAGUUUUUCUUGAAGGCGAUCAAAAAGGUCGUUUCACAGUACCACUUUUACCUGUUGUUUCUGAUCCUAUUUUUGACAAGAAAGCUCUGUCAGAUUUGGUUAUCUGUCGUCUGUGUAGCUGUUCGAGUACGGUUGAUGGUGGCAAGGAGAUUAUCCUUCUGUGUGAGAAAGUUGUUAAAGAGGAUAUUUCGGUGCGUUUCUUUGAGGAACAAAAUGGCAAUCUGGUGUGGGAAGCUUUUGGUGAUUUUCAACAUCAAGAUGUACAUAAACAAACAGCCAUCAUUUUUAAAACACCACGCUAUAGGACGGUACAGACAAAUGAAAUAGUUAAGGCAUUCAUUCAACUUAGACGACCAUCAGACGGUGCUGUUAGUGAACCUCUACCAUUUGAAUUUCUUCCCAUAAGCUCAGGUAGGCGUGCUUUCUGGGCAAUCCGUAAAAAUUUGAAACGGAAGGCCGACAUGGGUGUAUUUCAGCAAAUACUCAAUGAAGAUAAGGCGGCCAUAUUGGCUGCCAAACAGGCAAUACCCUCUUACUCGGAGGUGGGUUGUCAAAGUGACGUUAUUAAUUUAGAUACUCCAACGGAAGAGGAUCAUACGAAGUCUUUUGAGACCGAAGAUGAAGAGUCGGUAAAGCGACGCAUGGAAAAAGAGGUCGAUAGUAUAAUUGAUGAAAAACUUAAAGAAAUGGAACUAAGAGAACCCGAAACAGAGCCAGAAUUAGAACUGGAACCAGCACCAGAACCUGAUCCUGAACCACAACAACGUUAUCAAAGCGUUCAAACCCAAACUCAAGAUUCAUUGGAAGACAUUGAAGAUGAAUCAAUUCAGGAAGACAUUUCAGAGCCACGCAAAUUGUCAGCAAAUGAUAAAAUAACCGAUUGGCUUAAGUCAAAUGACGAGUUUGAACGAACCGAUGACAGUGAUUCUCCUCCGGUCAAUGGACAUCAUGUUACGACUCUUACAACAUCGACUGUGGUAACUUCGGAAGAGGAUAAGACCUUGAAUGACUUGCUUGAUCAUUCGGAAGAACUUGAGGAAAUCUACAGUGACAACAAACUUAGAAUUGAAACAUUCAAUAAUACACUGAUAAAUGAACUUGCUAGUUCUUCCGUUGAUGGAAGCUUGACCAAGAGUUCUAUCUCCAAAAUGGAAGUUGAGGAGAGUUUUGAUGAUGCUGCAACAUAUACAAGCCUUGAGAUGGCAUUUAAAAAUCCCUAUCCAAUGGCUGGUCGUGGUAUUUCUGGUAUGUCGGGUAUGUCUGGAAUGGCAGGUUUGACAGGUAUGUCAGGUAUGACAGGUGUGAUGCGAUUGCCUGCUGAGCGGGUAGCCAAUCAUGAUCCUGUUGAGAUCAUUGUUAAUCCUCCAGCGGCGCUGCUUAACAUGCCUUCGCCUACAGGAAACCGGUUGAGUUUUGUUGGUGAUGAGAAUUGUCCUCCACUUCCCCCCAAACGUAUACGUAAGCAAGACAUACCUAUUAACCCACCUGCUCGAAGCAGCCCAACAUCUCCAGCAAGACCUCCCUCACAGAUCAUCAUUAUGAAAACUCCCGACCAAUCGCCACCAACGAAAAAACUACCACCAACUCCAAAUAAUAACAAUAAUAUGUCCCGGCAGAAAAAGCCUGGUUUCUUUUCAAAGCUCUUCUCACGGCGAAAGAGUAAGUCCGAUCUAUCGCAGACUUCAUCAUCUCCAGGCUCAAAAACCGCAAGUCCAAUGGGUUCCCGGGAACCCAGUGUAGCUCACUUCUCACUCAACGACAUUAACCGCUCAUCAGUCCGCUCCCUGAAAUCUAUUCAACCAUCAAGUAUAUCGGCAUCGAAUAGUCCCACAAAUGGGGCAAAGUCUGGAAGAACCGUUGGCGGUAAGCCAGUUGGUAGAAGUGUGAGUAGUGUGUCCGGCAAGAGACCCCAUCUUACAGCCGAGGUUAUUCACAUCCCACUUAAAGGCGACUCAUCGAAUAGUCUGCCAAUGCAUGAAGCCUAUUCUGACGCAAGCACUGUGACGUUAAGUAAUAUGCUUGAUAGAAAAACUGUCAGUGCCAUGCAACUGGUUGACAUUCCGAUCAAUGAUGGCAACAUGGAACUCGUCGCCAUUGCCGAUCGGCAAAGUUUGAAAAACUUAUGCGAAGGCCAAUAUGGUGUGGCUCUUCAUCCAGAUGUCGAUUUGACAGAAGCAGAACAUUUUGCUUUAUAUACGAGUGUGCCACCUAAUGCAACAAUGAGUGAAUUCGAUGAAACGUCAUGCUAUUAUGCGCCAGUCGAUGCCGGUGAAAUUCUUACACCCGAAGAAGUUGCAAAACGACUCACCGAAGCAAAUAAAAUUAACUGAGCAAAAUCGAAUAUCUAGUAAAUUUAGUUAGAAGCUAGAAGCUAUUAAAUAUAUAUAACACUACGUGAAGACGUUUGUUUCUUCCCAUCAGUGUUGAACUUGAAUUUAUGUAACGGCUAUCAGUGUCAAUGUCAAUGUCUAUGCUAUAUUAACAGGAGUGUCACUGAAUAGAUGGCCAGUAUUUCUUUUUUUUUGACGACAAUAGUUUGACGUUUGAUUUCCUGAAUUUUAAUGGAAAUGGAAAAUACAUUUAUUUGAAAAAGAAACUUGAAACAAAUAUUAAGGGAUAUUGUCAAUUGUGUUCGUUGUUUGUAUUUGCUCUCACAGAUCAAUCUUGUGAGUUUCAAAAAUAAAAAAAAGUAUUCAUCUGUCAAAGAUAAACAAGAAAUGAAUACUUUGCCGUUGUGUCAUUUUAUAUUGUUGCCCAAUCAAUCGUUUUUUGUAAACCAUUUUGUAUUUGAAAUUUAUAUAUUGUCAAUCUUGUAUACAAGCAAGCUUGUUGCAUUAAUAUAUAUUUUGUUUUAUAAAAAUA